AUGAGUGAUCUUUUUUUAGUUGCUGCCUCACCACUGGAAAGCAAAAAAGGAGGAUUCGAAAAUGCCGCUUACCAAGGUAAUCAUAUUAGGCAAUUUUCACAAGCAACUACAGCUUCGCAGAACGGCAUUAAUAAAGGAUCACCAAACAUCCCAGAGGAGAGCCCGAAAGGAGUCGGCGAAACUACCUACCAAGAAUGGUUCUCCAAGGUUGCUUCGAAGCCGGGCGUGCAACUGCAUGAGGAAUCAUCGCUUCCGUCACCUUCCGCUGCGCAUGCUCCUUCUCGGCAGUCAUUAACUCAGGGACCACCUUACCUUCCUUAUGGCCAAGAUCCCAACGGCCUGUACGGUGAAGCUAGAAUUGGACCACCAGGAUAUUAUCGACCUUACUAA
Gongylonema pulchrum is the source of this 390-nucleotide messenger RNA. NCBI's taxonomy places the organism in Eukaryota, Metazoa, Nematoda, Chromadorea, Rhabditida, Gongylonematidae. The record is from the annotation of a GenBank genome assembly.